GGUGGCUGUUGAGCGGAGCGGUGCUCGCCGUACGGCGGUCCACAGAUUGCGCCACCUGGCGGAGAUACUGCGGCCGCAGAGAAGAGUGCGCCGCCGGCAUUCCUCACUUAGUCGGCGGCUGGAGGCAAAGCCUUGUUUUGCAAUGGAUGAAACGCAGCCCGGCCCCUCGGUUUGGAGACCCCAACCGCUUCCAGCUGAAGGAUGGGCCGCGGGGCUGGGUUUCGCACAGUACGUACCGCAGCAUCGUCUCCCGGGCCAGCACAGCCGCGGGGAUGCCGUCAGAUCCCGGUGGGCCAGAAGCCACUACCUUAGGCUGGCGUGGUUCAUCGAAGUGGCCUGCAGAAGAUUAGGAGAGUUUCGUGAGAAAGUGAAAAAGAUUGCGGAAAACCUUGAAAAGUAUCACGUAGAUACAACGUUAAAGGCGAGCCGGGUGGAUGCUGUGUUGCGAAAAAAGACGACGAAAUACAUCUCGUCUGUCCUCACGAUUGUGUCAGAAUUGGAAGCUGCGCAGGCAGAGAUCGUCUACGUUCUAGAGAGUGGCGAACUGGACGAGGUGUCAGAAGGAGAGUACGAGCGAACUGGCGAGGUGCUGGUUACAUUGCCGAGAUGUCCUGCUUCUCUCGGGUGCAGUCGCAGCGUUGGACGUAAGACGAUGUGGCUGUUAUGCGGAACCUGGGGGCAGAAACAUCUCAGCAGUGAGACUGAAGCUUCGUUCCUUCAGACAACAUCAUUUGAUAUAUCAGAUGAACUGCAAUCAGAUUCGGAGCAAGAGGAAGAGCAGCCAUUUGCUAAUAACGCCGCAGGACACCACAAUAGUAAUGGCAACGCAGGUGCUACUGUUGUAUGCGGAGACACUGAAACAAUGAGAGAUGGGGAUGGACUCGGAAAGGAGAGCUCAGAAAUCACAGUCGAUGAUGAAGAAUCGGACGGGUCGUCACUUUACAGUACGGUGCUAAAGUUGUGCCGGCUGCACGCAGCCGUGCGGAGAACGCUCCUCUUCCAUACUAAGAACCUGCGCGCCAAGCUGAAAGAGCGCGGUCGGAUGCAGGAGGUCCUCCUCGGGCGCAGACUGACGCAGCUGAUGGUGGCGCACCAGAUGAACGCAGUGUGCGGCGUGGAGGGGGAGGUGCGAGAUGCCGUGCUCCAGAUGGCGUUCCACGCCGAAGCUCUCCAGAAGUUCGGCGCUGAGGUGUGGCCUGGCGAGCCGUCUUCGGAGGCAGCCUCGAUCAGACGUUCCACUAUCGCUGACCUUCAGCAGUCAAGAAAGCAGCGCUCAAUCGUCUGGAGAGUGUGUAGCCUGUUCUGCUGUGUACGAAGACGCUGCUAAGUGCAACAUCCACACAGUGUCGGGUUUGGUCACUGCUUGCAACUGUCUAUGGAAGAGUCAAGACAUAUCUGAAGUGCAUCAACAGUUUUUAGCUCUAGUUCUAAUAACUUCCACUUACAACCAGUUUCACAUACUGACUGACAAUCGUAUCCCAUCAAGCACGUGGUUUGUUUCAUAGUACAUCAUCGAGAAUUUGAAGACGAAUUGGUCUAGCCUACCGCAUGUCAAUAUUUGCUGAGUACUUAGUUUACAAUUAGUGCAUGUACGCUAUUUAUGCAUGUUAAACGAUCUCUAUAUUGUUGGAUGUGUCCUGUCCUCUCUAAUGUAGCAAUGUUUUAUAGUUCAACCAUUCCCUGUAUUCGGGUGUUCUUGUCGCGAGGCUAUCGACUCUUCAUAUUGAGAAUGUAUUACUUAAUAAAAGUAUUGUCCAUUGCA
Molecule: messenger RNA, 1762 nt
Organism: Schistocerca gregaria
Lineage: Eukaryota; Metazoa; Arthropoda; Insecta; Orthoptera; Acrididae
Exons: 5
Coding region: 143-1327 (394 amino acids)
Source: RefSeq, a predicted model, not a curated record